GCGGGAACAGAGGGGGGAUACAAAACGCGUAAACAGAGAGUCAACAUGUAAACAGGCCACUCGCGAGACAAACAACGUGGGGGCCGCGGGCUGUUCACCGAACGAGGCAGCCAGGCUCUCGCCUGUUCGUACGUUCGUUCGCUCGUGCGUUCUCUUUGGCUGGCAUUCGUGUGUGCUUCGUUUCCGUCCGUCGGUCCGUCUGUUCUACUCCGGUCCCGCGUGUUAGCUCUCCGGCGUGUGUCGGAUUUAUCGAAUCUCGUGGCGGCGUCCGUCGACGUGGGUACCGGCGUGUUCCAGCCGAGUCAAGUGAAGCAUCGAUCGCGGUUGCAUCGCGUUUCAGUUGUACGGAUAACGCGCGGCCGAUAACGGCUGAAAACGCGACGAUCGAUCGAGAAACUAAUUUGUUUCCAUUUUCCGGCCGUGUGAUUCAAGGUUGAAAUGAUGUUUUUGGAGAACCGUCUGCCCUGUCGGUCUGUCGUUCAGUGCACGUGAUUUUCCCUCCACCUGGAUUUGACGUGGGACGUGUGAUCGCGAUGCGAUCGUGAUACUGAUUUGCAAGAAUGUGACUCGUGCCACCGAUAAAAGCCAAGCUCCUUAUUGCUAAUACUUUUGAAUAUCAUUUGAUGUGAGACGGUAUAAAGUGAAACGUUUGUUGCGCUAGAUACUAAUAAUAUUCAUUAAGGAUCGAUUAAUUGUGGAAACGAAGUUUUGCGGAGACUACAAAGGUUUGGUACUCUUUGUUUACUCGUGUCGCGCUCAUCCUUGUUCGUAGUUCAGUGGACUGUUAGUGUCGUGUUGAUAGUUUUUGUUCUUCGUCCCGACGAUUAAACGUGGUUUCGCUCCCGCGUUUGCCUCGAUAAGCGGAAUGCUAGGUAGUUUCCUCACGAUGAUGCAAGGUUCUGCCGCGUACCGUGUUACCGGAAAAUCGAUUAAUGUUCGUUCGUGCACGUGAAAAUCGAGGCAUCGUCGAAACUCGAUAUAGCAGGGUAGGGAGAGAGAGAGAGAGAGAGAGAGAGAGAGAAAGAGAGACAACAUUCCUCCGUGGAUCGUCAACAGGUGUACACCUUAAUGAUACACCGAUGAGACGAUGGAGAUUGCUGUUAACAUCCGUGUACACUGAAGAGGAGGUGCUCUGGGGUCUCGCGUGAAUCAUUAGUUUCUUGCAGCGGUUCGCUACCACGUGAGUCAGUGGUGUAUACUUCCCAGGCUUCUGAGACAGAGUGACAUGGCUUGUUAAUGGACACAUCGGUGAGAAUCCGUUCGAUAACGGUUCGUGGGGAAAGGAACAGUUCCAACCAUCGACAGUUCCUUGGCAGCUGAAUCCGCGCGGCCACGCUCGUCCCAGUGACGAUGGCAUAAUGGAUCAUGACACAGACGGAGACGGCGCGAUCAACUUGUCAACGUCACAGCGACCCUCCGCCGCCACCACCCCUAACGGUGACACCCCCUCAUACGGGCAAGAUCAACAAGACAACGACCAGGCUACUUCGCUGUUUGCAGCCCUGAAGCAGCAGCAACAGCAACCACGCGACAGUAUUCCCUCGUCGAGGGAACGCGAGAACCGAGAACGAGAUCGGCUGCCGGUACGUAGCCGCGAGAACAACCGGAAUGAGAUAGGUGGCGGCGUGACCGAACAAUCGCAGCAACCACAGCAACAGCAGCAGCAACAGGAACUCACGAUCGAGUAUCAGAGCAAUGGAAAGCUCAGUCCCGCUGGACACACAGUGACAGCAGCACCCAUGACCCAGCAAAAGCAACCUAUCAUUACGCAGCAAUCGCAACAGCCGAGUUCGGGGGCGCCUGGUCCCCAACCGAGUCCUCAUCAAAGUCCACAGGCCCCUCAGAGGGGUUCGCCGCCGAAUCCUUCGCAAGGUCCUCCACCAGGAGGGCCGCCAGGGGCACCACCCUCGCAAAACCCCCCGCAAAUGAUGCUCAGCCCGGCUAGCGGCAUCCAUCAGAUGCAACAGCUGCUCCAACAACACAUACUCAGCCCUACUCAACUGCAAUCAUUCAUGCAGCAACACUCACUCUAUUUGCAGCAACAACAACAGCAACAUCAUCAGGACUCUUCGUCGGAGCAUGCGUCCAAUCAGGAACGAUUCGGCUACUUUUCGUCUCUAAAGGACCAUCAACACCAGUUUGCGGAGCUAGGCAGGAAGAAGUUGGAGCAGGCGAUACAGCAACUGCAGGAACAAUUGCAGCUUAAUGUCAUUCAACAGACGCAUUUGCUACAAACGGCUGACAAAAAGAAGGCGUCUGCGCCGCUUCAACAAUUGGCGCUUCAACAGCAACGCCUCAUACAGCAGCUACAAAUUACGCAGAGCCAAUACCUUCUUCAACAGGGUCUGGGUCUUCAGGGUCACAAUCCUUCUUCAGGUCUUCAACCUGGCGAAGGUCUACCAAUGUGGAAAUCGGACACAUCGGAUGGUCCGGAAUCCCACCAGAACUCGAACGUUCCAAAAUCCGUGGCUGGACUCAAUGGACUUCUCAAUUCGACAGUGUCGAGUCGGCGGUCGGAGAUGAACGGAACCACUCCUCUGGACGAGAAACCGCUGGAUGUUUCCUCCAACGACAAGGUUCAUCCCCUGUACGGCCAUGGGGUCUGCAAGUGGCCAGGCUGUGAAGUUAUUUGUGAAGACUAUCAAGCAUUCCUUAAGCACUUGAACACGGAGCACACGCUGGACGACAGAUCGACGGCGCAGGCCAGGGUUCAGAUGCAAGUUGUCUCGCAGCUAGAAAUUCAGUUGCAGAAGGAACGGGACCGGCUAACUGCCAUGAUGCAUCAUCUGCACGUGGCGAAACAAAUGGCUUCGCCCGAACCACCAAAGUCCUCCGAGUCAUCGACGGGUUCGAGUAUACCAAAGUUAAAUCUCUCAACCGCCCUAAUGAGCCAACCACCGCCGAAUUUCGGCGUCUCUCAAGUGUCUCCAGUCUCAAUGUCUGCAUUGGUGUCGGCGGUCAGGUCGCCAGCAGGUGGACAGCUGCCACCUUCCGCAGGUGGUGCGCCUAUGCCACCUAUUCCCAACAUGUCAAACAUGUCUGGGAUGCCACCUUUGCCGAACAUGCCAGGUAGCAUGCCUACGAUGCCAACGAUGCCAAGCAUGGCAGGGCCCAUCAGACGACGUAUCAGUGAUAAAUCCGCUCUUUCCUUGGCAGGAGGACUGUAUGACGAGGGCACUGUAAGGCGCAGAGUAGCCGUCGAUAGAUCUGGAAUAGAUAUUAACGAAGAAAUUCAACGAAAUAGGGAAUUUUACAAGAACGCCGAUGUCAGACCGCCGUUCACGUAUGCAUCAUUAAUCAGACAGUCGAUCAUCGAGUCGCCGGAGAAACAAUUGACGCUGAACGAGAUCUACAACUGGUUUCAAAACACAUUCUGCUACUUCCGGCGCAACGCAGCAACGUGGAAGAACGCGAUCCGCACCAAUCUAUCAUUGCACAAGUGUUUUGUGCGCUAUGAGGACGACUUCGGGUCAUUCUGGAUGGUGGACGACGCCGAGUUCGUAAAGCGGCGGCAUCUGUCCCGCGGCCGCCCCAGGAAAUAUGACCCAACCCCAUCACCCACUCCACCCCACCUCUCCGCACAGGGUGUCCCGUCAAAAAGUCCAACCCUGACGCACAGCCCGACAAUGUACGGUGACGCAUUAAAUGCCAAUCUCCAGUAUUUCCAGGCGGCACUCGGGGACUCUAAUAUGGGAUUUCUAAACAACUCGAUGUGCACGUCGACGACAACGAGUCCCGAUAAGGAGCACGUGUUAGCCCAUAACGAUCUAAUGUCACCGUUGGAUGAACCAGCCGUGCACAUAAAGCAGGAGGGUCAGAGCCCGGAGGGGGGCAAGCUCACGAGAUUAAUAAAACGAGAACUGGUUGACGCGCCGGCGGAGCAAGAGGGUGAAGAGGAUCAGGUGGACGAGAGGGAGUAUCCCGAGAGUCACGGGCACGAUUCAGGACAGGACGAAGACAUGGCCGAGGACCUGUCGAUGGCGCCCGACAUAAUGACCCCGGAAGAUCAGAUCGAGGCGUAGUAUCGUUCCUCGAGGAACGAAUAGGUUCGAGCUGUCGCGUCGAAGUACGAUCGUGAUGGAAGAACGAGAAGAAGUAGCUUCUCUUCCUCGUCGAUCGAUGGCCAAGACCAGGGAAGCCAGAGGCGCGAAUAAUAAUAAUAAUACUAAUAAUAAUAAUAAUAUGUAAGAUGAACGAAGAGGGAAAAAGGAAGGUGUACGAAGAAGUGAAGAAGGAAAAAAAAAUUGACGAAGAUGAAGAAGAAGAAGAGGAAGACUCCGAAGAAGACGAUGAAGGCCCCUAGGACCACCCAGCCCUCCACUCCUCCUUCGUAAGAGAAUCCCCAUUUAUCAUAUCCAAGGCCGUGAUACGUUUUAUCGAGCGGCCCUUUAAAGGUAAAGGCAAAAGAGGAAGAAAGAAUUAAAAAAAUUAAAGAAUAUGAAACGUACUACUACUGUGUGCGUGAUCGAUCGCGACGAAACGUCGAAACGAGAAUCGGCGAAUAUCGUGAUAUAGGCGGCGCGAUCAUUCGAUCCAUAUCCUUACUCAAGCAAUUGCGAACAACGAUUGUAUUUUCUGUUCUUCAAUUCCGUUUCAUUUCGGAACCGCGUAUAUAUCUCUAUAUACAUAUAUAUAUAUAUAUAUAAAAUAUAUAUACAUAUACAUAUAACACUCUCUCUCUCUCUUUCUCUCUCUCUCUUUCUCUCUCUCUCUCUCUCUUUCUCCUUCGUGUACAUUGCAUUAGCCAGUAAACCGAAUAAGGGCGAAAAGAAACGAAUUGCAUCCGCGAUCUCGCUCAUAACGUCUCGGCGGAUAAUGUUAAUCGAUAAUUCUUUAACGAACACACGAGAAAAAGAAAAGAGGGAAGACAGUGCUAUCUAUAGUCCCCGAGUAGUCCUCGCUCGUUUUCUACUUUCGUUAUCGCGCCGGUGCUUACGUGUACGACUGCGUUUCUGCGUGUACUAAUCGCGUCUAUCUAUUUUUUGGACCAAUUCGAAGAUACAGUAGAUCCAUCCUGAUCGAAUAAAAAUUAAUUUUAAAAUUAAGAAGACAGAUCACGUAAAGAUCUCUACUCUUUAUGGGAGAAAUCACGUUUGACUUAGUCGAAAUUUAUUAGUUGCAAAAAAGAAAAAAAAAAGAAAUGAAAAGGAAAGGAGAAAAAGAGACGCGUUGAAUGGAACACGCAGAACGUCUCAAAGAUAAUAAUAAGAAUGGCGAACAGAUAGAGAAGGCUGGAAUUAAGUUUAAGGAAUAAAUAACGAAGCUGUGGUGAUAGCAGUGUUCUGGGUACGCGCGGGAGUGACUGACGCUUUAGUCUUAAAUAUAUCGUUCGUGGUAAAUUAGGAAUUUCGCGAGUAUCAAAAGUCCUCCGACGUGAUUCUAAAGGAAAAGGUACUUUCCCUUAUAUCAGACAACCUAAGCUUAAGAAAAACGUGUGCCGAGUAUGAAACACGGCCGCGAUCCCGGCGUACUCGUUCGCUGCUCUGUUGCUAAUCACUGUAUAGUUUAGGGGAAAUUAAAUGUAAGUAGUGUCGUAAACGAUCGGCGAUCAUAGACGUCGAGAUAGAACGUACACGCUCGUGCUAACGAUUUUCAUCAUUUUACCCAUUAGAUAUUUCAUCGUUCGGACCUUUCAAGGGAUAAAUAACGAGUGAUUGAAAAUAAAAUAAAUUAAAUAAAAAAAAAAAUCGAUCGAGCGAUGAUGAAAGUUUAGUAAACGAGAUCGAGGACGGUCGAGGGGGCAAACGAAAAAUGAUGGGAUAAUAAUAAUAAUAAAAAAAGCAAAAAAAAUGAAGAAAGCGGAUGCCGUGUGUGGACGCACUUAUAAAUAAAUUAAAUUAUCAUGUAUGCAUAUACAUAUACAUAUAUUAAUACGUAUACGUAUCUCGGAAAUUAUAAGGAAAUUAGAUGUCGAUGGCCCUGUUCUCCGUUUUCUAUCCAACAGAUCCUUGAGACAAACCCUCAUUGAACCUUAACCUUUCCCUAAACCCGCGUAAUCAUGCUCGGUUCCGAAUUUUUAGGAAAUGGGACUGCGUCCAAUUUUCCUGGACGGUAACUGUCGCGUCCAAAAAUCGAAAGAACGAGGAAAAUAAAUGUUUGGGGGGCCGUUACUCGUCGAUCUUCGAGCCCCUGGAUACAUACACGUUCACACUCACAAACACACACGCGCAUAUACAUAUACAUAAACAGAGAAGUUUAAACGAAAGCGUGCUCAGGUCGGUACGAAAAGAAAUUUUUGCCGAAGGCAACUCGUUCGCGAGUCGCCUGCUAUCGAAUCUAAUUUAUUAUUUCAAUGGUCGUUGACGUCACUAAAUGUAUGUAAAAAUCGUGCGUGCCGUUUUUAAUAGCGUCGCAGCGACCGGGAGACGAUCGUGUGUGUGAUAUUAUUCCGUUCGACCUGUAGCCAUAUAUACACGGAUGGUCUAUACGUUUGUUUGUAAUAUUUUUGUAAAUUAAUUCGUUCCCGGGAACGUGUAGAUAGGUUUAGAAGAAUCGGGGAUCCGUUACAUUGUCAGGGUAUUAAUUGCUCGACGUAAGAGACUCUUCCUGAGUCGCUGUGGCGAUUUGUGUUUAGCGUGUCAGUGACGAAGAAUCGCGAGAAAAAAAUAGGAUAGGGGGCGGGGGGGGGGGAGGAGUGUUCGAUCGUUCUCAGCAUUUAUCGAGCGACAGUAAUCGUAAAAAUCCCAUCGAUCGAUAUUGUCUUUCUGAUAUCUUUACCGUUUUAUUUUCGUUAGAAAGAUAUUAAUCUCGAGACGUCCAUAUUAGAUCGACUCUAAUUAGUAAUAUUAGCACGGCGAGAAGCAUCGUGUCAAUUUUUUAUUAGCUCGGAAUAAAAUUCGUUCAAUUUAUUUCAAACUCAUCGAUCGUGUCGCUCGAUUAUCUGGAAAUUAAACGAGACACAGUAGUCGCGAUUAUAGUUUCGUUUUUCUUUCUUUCUUUCUUUCUUUUUUUUUUCUUUUUUUCUUUCUUUGCAAUUUGUCGAUUCGUUCAUUCCUGCGUGUUAGAUACUCUGUCCAUUCCUCAUGUAACAUAGUUAGCUUUUAGGACAAAAGUUAAGUUUCGCCCACGCGUAUUAUUUCAUAAUAAUUGCCCUGUACGAGACAUCCUUCGAUUUUCUAUUCUAAUCCGGAUCCAUCAUCAUCAUUCGACAUCCGUAACUCUCGUUCGCGAGUGAUCAGACAGUCUGAUUAGAGAGAGAAAGGGAUCAAGCGUGGAACGAGCGUGUAUGCGAGUGUGUGUAGUUGUCGCGUGCGUCAUCGAACAUUGGAUGCCAAAGAAAACGAAGACGUUAGUGAAAAAUAAGAGAAAAUGUAAUAGGGAAACAGUGAAAAAGAAAAGACGUUUAUAAGAGAAAAGUGUUCAUGGAGAAAGUGAAAUGUAUCGCGUAUGACCGGUGCCGUUUUGGGCUCGCUUUCACGUAAUGCUACUAUUACUAAUCUAAGACUACAUGUAUUGUGUAUAAUGGAUUUAAGGACACGAUAUAACAUAGAAAGACUCUCCUGUAAAUAGUUGGAAGAAAAAUGGAACAUUGUCGAGGCAUUAGGGAUUUGCGAAUAUUGCGUCACUCUGCGAAUGAAUGAGUUUAUCGAUAGUGUGCUAUAUAAAAGUCUAUAUAUAUAAAUAUAAAUAUAAUUAUAAAUACACACACGAAGGAACACAACACACUAUACACACGUACAAUGCGUUGCGCGUAUCUCCCGGCUGCAUUUAAUUUUUAUUUUUAAAGUCACGAAUUUCCGAAGAAAAGAAAGAAAAGUGAAAAACAAAGAAAAAACGACGACCGUUGUUGAUUCUCACGAGCUGGCAGCUCGAACAGAAGACACUUUCUCGUUUUAUCGUAUCACGAUUGGUCGUGUCGCGAAUAAAAGAUGAAUGGUCAAGCGAAAUAAAAGGAGAGAGAGAAAAAAAAAAGAAAAGAAAAGAACAAAGAAAAUUUAUGAAAAGAUGGAGGACGUUUGAUCGAUCGAUUUCGUAUAGAUACGAAGUUAUUUAAAGUCGAUUCACGUAGCACGAAGAUCGUGAUUAUUUCAUUUCACGAAUGUUUCUUUUUUUUUAUGUAUAGUAGCCGCUGUUACCUUGCGAAUAAUUCUAUAUUGUACAUGUUUAAACGUUCCCUGUUAUGUUUGUUGUAUAUUUCGAAUAGGUCUGUAAAGUAAAGUGAAUUAACGAAUGUUCGAAUUUUUUUGUACGGCCGUAGGAAAGACGGGAUUUAGCGUUACUAUAUUCACUGGUUCAUCGAGAUCUUCACAUUUUAUCGGCCAGAUAAUACUUCGCCUAGCGAUUUAUAUUUCUUUGUUUUUCUACGUCGAUAAAUGAAAAAGAUGAAUCUUUUCGUCGCGUUCGUUGUGUUACGAAGUAAUGACGAACCAGCGCGAUCAUAUCAAAUUAAAGGUAUCGAGUGAACAGUGCUGAAUCGAUAUUUUCGUUCGCUGAAUGUUUCUUUCGUAUAGAUUCGAACGCUUUAUAUAGUAGUUAUAUAAAAAAGAAAAAAAAAAAGAAUACGGUAUCGCUAUUUUCUACAAAAAAAUCAAUUCGCGAAUUGAAAUCAUUGUUUUAUAAAGUGUUCCCCAUUGCGUGUGUUCACUUAAAAUUUCCGCGAAAAAACACAUGGCCGAAUGGAAAUUGCUUGGAUCAUUGGGACAUGCGAAGAAAAAUCUAUUUUUUAAUAGAAGAAGAAAAAGUGGAAAAAGUAUGAAAAAACGACGUAUACAGGAAACGCGUUCGAGUUUAGAACUUUCUUGUUCCUCGAACGAUUUUUCGAAUUGUUCAGUAUUAUCCUGUGCCGUAUGAAAAACGAGGAAGUUCUUUAUAAAAAAAAAAAAAUAAAAAAGAAAUCUGCAAAGAUCCGUGCUCUUUAGCUCAUUUGAAAAUUUCUAGGAGACCCUAUCUGUCUGGAUUUAUUUUAUUAAGUAUUGUAUAAUAAGUUGCCUUGUAAAAAUGUACCGAUUUUACCGAGAAAUUAAAUGUGUUACUAAAAGAAAA
Bombus pyrosoma is the source of this 8982-nucleotide messenger RNA. RefSeq names its product forkhead box protein P1-like (gene FoxP). Bases 1359 to 4022 code for a protein of 887 amino acids. Gene Ontology annotation, biological process: regulation of transcription by RNA polymerase II. NCBI's taxonomy places the organism in Eukaryota, Metazoa, Arthropoda, Insecta, Hymenoptera, Apidae. The transcript is spliced from 18 exons. Gene Ontology annotation, molecular function: RNA polymerase II cis-regulatory region sequence-specific DNA binding; DNA-binding transcription factor activity, RNA polymerase II-specific. The record is from RefSeq and is a predicted model, not a curated record. Gene Ontology annotation, cellular component: nucleus.